UUUCUGCAAUUUGUCGAAAAUCACCGAUUGGCGAUUUGCCUUGUUUGACAUUUGAUUGAUUGUAUCGGUUUUGGUUUGGUUACAUUAUUAAUUACGAUACAAUGGCAGAAAAGUGUUGUUAAUGCUAUUCUUCAGUGACGCGGUGCUUUAUAUCCUUUGAUCCCUUUAUUGGUGCUUUCAACACAGAUUUAAAUAAAAUACCAAUACGAAAGAUUACAUUUCAAUCAGUUCCAGGCCGGUGUUGUGCUUUCAUUUCAAGCUCUGCGAUGUUUUUAUCUAACUUGUGAUUAUAAGUUUUAAAUAAUACAGUUGGUAUAUCAAAAUCGCCAUGGAUCUUCAAACGUCCCAUUUGGCUGCUGCUUUGAUGUCUGGCACUAACUCUUAUGCCACUAAUACAGCACCAGAGGCAGUCAAAAGUGCUCCUGAUGAAGUUAAGGCUGAUAAACCUACCGAGAAAGAAAGUUUAGAGGAAGAAAAAGAAGAAAUUGGAAGUGGUGAAGAGUUUACAGAUGAGGAAUCUGAAACACAAGCAGGGAGCAAGUCUACACCUGGCAGAGGUGUGACCCUACAAAUGUUAUUGGAGGAAAAAAUGUUGGAGCCAGGCAAUGCUGCAAUGACAAUAGAAUAUUUGGGUCAAAAAUUUGUAGGUGACUUACAAACUGAUGGUAAAAUUAAAUCCCAUGAGACUGAAACUAUAUUUUGCUCUCCGUCCGCUUGGGCAAUACAUUGCAAAAGAAUUAUAAACCCUGACAAAAGGUCUGGAUGUGGCUGGGCAUCUGUCAAGUACAGGGGCAAGAAACUGGACACAAUCAAAGCCACUUAUUUGAGGAAGAAACAACUACAAAGGGAAAACAUGCAUACUGAUGAGGAAACUGAAAUGGAAGUGGAAAAUCCUCCAGAACCGCCACCACAAAGGGUUGUGAUGAAACACAACACUGUACCUAACAGGAUGAUGCAACAUGAUGCAAAUAUGCUCAUAGAGGCAGUUUCAUUCUCUUCUGUAGGGAAAGUGCAGCCAUUUUUGGUGUCAGUAAGUUCUAAUGCUUGUCUUAUACUUGAUAUACAUUGUCAUCUGAAGAAACAAGAAGUUUAUGGAUACCUCGCAGGAACAUGGGACCUUAACAGUCACAAUGUGAUGAUAACUCAUACAUUCCCUUGCUUAAUAAGUAAAAAUGAUCCCAGACCACGGGUACUAGUCGAACUAGAGAUCCAGAUGGAAAUUGAGAAGCUUGGCUUAACUCUCCUUGGAUGGUAUCACUCACACCCGACGAAUCCUGCCAUGCCCAGUCUGAGAGACUGCGAUAAUCAGUUGGAGUAUCAAAUCAAGAUGAGAGGGCCGUCGGAGAUUUCGUACAUACCAUGUAUUGGAGUCAUAUGUUCCCCUUAUAAUCCAGAAAGUCCUGUCCUGGAGUCUUCAUUGACCUGCUUCUGGGUGAUGCCACCGCCGGAGCAGCGCCCCACGGAGUACCCGCGGCCCUUACUGCUGCAGUAUAACAUGAUCCACGACACGCACCUCACUCCACAUGCCAUGGAACAGAUCAAAAACAGCAUUAAGUAUUACUUCACUUAUCCCGAUGAUACUUUCGUUAACUUCAAGGACAACUUCAAGCCAGAUAUUACAUAUCUAGACAAAUUAAAGUCCACCUUGAUGCCUAAAUUCCCGCGGGAGCAAAGCGAUGGUCUAUUGUGGCAUUUUAUACGUGACGAACUAGGCUGCUCCUCUGAGCAUGAUGACAAAAUCGACUUGGAUGCUUUAUUGGCAGUACCUCAGCCUAUCCCCGUGUCAAAACCAAGUCAAGCCACAUCUAUUCCGAACUUUCCAUCAGUUAGCACAUUGCAGCAAAUGGUCAGCAGGCCUGCAGGAGUACCCCCGAUUAACGUUUCUUCAGGUCUCGGAUCCGCUUCUCCCCACAAGUUUGAAACGCCGCCGUUAAACAUUCCUCUUAUGCCAACUUCAUCUAAAUCCUCUAAGUCAAGUACUCCAUCAUUACCAUCAAGUUAUCCAACUGGCUUGGAUAUGUUAACAAGCAUGGCAUUAGGCUUGGGGACAUCUAACAUGCCGAUGCCUUUAGGGGCAGGCAGUUUGGAAAGUCUCGCCGCCGCAAACAGUAUGCUAACAGGUCUCACGCCAGGGAUGUCGUCUAGUUUAGCGGCGAGUCUGACCGGUGGGAAACUUCCUGACCCGCCUUCAUAUGCAGCUUCUUUACACAACUUGACAAGCAGCAUUGGCAGCUACGAUAAAACAUCUACCAGCACUUCGACCAGUACCACUUCCGCGGCUCCCAUACCCGCCAGUAUUGCCUCGAAUCUCAUGAUGAGCUCGGCAGACAUUGCGAAUGCCUUGUUCUCGGCUAGUAAAUAUUCCAGCGCUGGAAUACUAGGAAUACCCGAUCCGAUGUCCAAAUCUACAUUAGCCGCCAACAAUAUGUUCUUAUCGCCAUCUUUGAUGAAAAUGCAGGAGUCUCUCAUGAAACCACUCUCGAGUAGCAGCCCUAUCAGUACUAGAGUAGGUUUGGACCAGAGUCCACUCAUGAAGUCUCCUCAUGAUUUACUAAAAGGCAACAAAGACUACUUGCCACCAGAUUUUGGUAGUAUCGGGAAGUCAAAAUCAGACACCCCAUUGGAUCCCAUGAAUUUGACUGAGACUACGACGUCUUCAAAAGCAGAAACAUCGAAAUCAGACAAUAUUGACCAACAGGCGACCGAUUUUAGCUUGCCUUCUAGGGUUGGUGGUGAGUCAUUUUUGAAUCAAAUGCUGGAACUGACGAAGAAAACUACAAUGCCCGAUUAUUUAGACUACAGUCAGCCGUUAAAGCUGUCAAAGUCUGAAGACUUAUCUGCGCCAGCACCAAGCCACUCGUACUCGAGUACGGGGAGCAUCGUGGACACAAUAUCGCAAGUUGCGAUGGGCAAUUACUCGGGCCACGAUGAGCCUAUAGAUUACGGCAAGGAGCAAGAUUAUAGCACGACGCAAAGUACGGCUGGCGAAAAUGGAAGUUAAGAAUCUCAUCUGUGCUACUUUUCUCAUAAGUAUUAUAUUAGCCUACUAGUAUUACGUAUUUGAAUGUAUUGUGUAACUAAUGUCGUCCAAGCCUAAAGCCUAAGGUUUUUUGUCGUCACUAAUGUUGCUAGAAGGAUGUUAUAGGGAGAGUACAUAGUAGAGGGCAACAGCAUGUUUAUUGGCGCGAAAUGCACUUGCUAUACCGUGAAGUGUCAAUGUCCCCUUUAUGUUUUCGAUUAACGCGCACGGUCUCUAUUGAGAUAUAAUGAAGUGCAACAGAAUUUUUUGGAAAAUAUAGUCAAGUGUGUUUGGUACGAGAAGCAUUCAACUUAUACACUCGAAUAUUUGAUCAUUUUAACGAAAUAUGUUAAGAAUGUGUGUGUAUGAAUUGUGAUAAAAUAUUGAUCGGUUUUGAUACGCGCGAAUAGUAAAAUAUUCGAAUAUUAUGAAAUGGUAUGAAUUUUACAAUGAUCAGCAAGAUUAACUAUCCCAUCGAGUGAUGAACGAAUGUUAUUGAAAUAUGUUAUUUUUUUUUAUGGUAUAGGAGGCAAACGAGCAGACAGGUCGCCUGAUGGUAAGCGAUCACCGCCGCCCAUGGACACCCGAAACACCAGAGGUGUUGGAGGUUGCCAAAUUAGUAUUGUAAUGAAAUGAUUGCGUGCAGUAUUUAUUUUACACUUAAUAAAUUAAUAUUAACCUCAA
This is a messenger RNA of Leguminivora glycinivorella, 3703 nucleotides long. Its product is annotated as MPN domain-containing protein CG4751. Gene Ontology annotation, biological process: double-strand break repair. Gene Ontology annotation, molecular function: polyubiquitin modification-dependent protein binding; metallopeptidase activity. The record is from RefSeq and is a predicted model, not a curated record. Lineage: Eukaryota; Metazoa; Arthropoda; Insecta; Lepidoptera; Tortricidae. Gene Ontology annotation, cellular component: BRISC complex; BRCA1-A complex. The transcript is spliced from 7 exons. The coding region runs from base 329 to 3001 and encodes 890 amino acids.